Hylaeus anthracinus is the source of this 8700-nucleotide messenger RNA. It is a transcript of the gene Prosap, whose product is annotated as SH3 and multiple ankyrin repeat domains protein 2. The record is from RefSeq and is a predicted model, not a curated record. Gene Ontology annotation, cellular component: postsynaptic density; postsynaptic membrane; dendritic spine. Gene Ontology annotation, molecular function: synaptic receptor adaptor activity; ionotropic glutamate receptor binding. The transcript has 20 exons. Bases 1096 to 6063 code for a protein of 1655 amino acids. Lineage: Eukaryota; Metazoa; Arthropoda; Insecta; Hymenoptera; Colletidae.
AUUGUUUUUUUUUUUUUUUUUUUUUGUUAAUUUCAUAAAUUACAUAAAUAGCUAUUUAUUUUUGAAUUUACAUAGUUUUUUUGGAAAUUGAUCGGUGUACGAAUACUUUCUACACACACUGUACGUAAGUAAUUACAUAUCUAUCAAUACCUAGAGAUAGACAGAAUUUCCUAACGAAUACUAGAUAACGGUAAUCACUCUAUAACCGUAGUUGUUUAUUAAUUUUCGAUAACCCUUUCUCGAAAUAAUCUAGAUUGAACUUAUUAUCGAAACAGCGUAUAAAGAAUCGUUCAUCUUUCUAACCAAUAUCGUUAAAUCUGUCAACACCAACAGUUGUUCAGUGCGUGAAAGUAUAAUCGUGGAGAUAUCGACGUACAUAACGGAACUCACCGGUCCUCGCUUCAUUCUUGAAGGUCCAGUUUUAUUUCGCUCUUCAUCGUGAACGGCGAGCAGAAACUCACACCAAAGUCACAGAAAUUUUGACGCCAUUCCGUAUAUCGUGGUUGGCGCGACGUAAACAGCGAAAUUUCGUUUUGGAGCGCUUCGAUCGGCUUCCACGGUGCGGCGCUGGGGUCGCGGCUUUCGAGAGUCUGGGCAGUCGCGAGCGCGAGUUUGGACCGUGAAGACGCGGUUUGUCGUCGCUCCUCGUUCGUGAUAUUCCACACGUCAAACACGCGCCGAGGCGCGAAAACGAAUAGGGUGUUCGAUCGUUGUCGGUCGUGUCGAAUAGUGUUUUUUUUUUUUUCUUUUUACGGGAGUGCAAGUGUGAACCGUACCAGCCGACGUAAUCACAGUGUCAUCGAACUUGAUCGAUCGUGAGGAGACACUCGGAAACGGAGCAAAGAAGGAAGUCGAAGCUGCACGUUCUUCCACGAUCCAGGGGCGAGUUUACAUCGAACGUCAGCUUUCUUGUCGGUGGUAAGUCUCCAAUACCUAACGCAUAGACGAAUCCACGGUUAAUUCUGAAAGAAGUUUCUCGUCGCAGAUGCUGCGCUCGCCGCGUCGUCUCCGUCCGCAUCUGCCCGGCGAGAUUGCGCUCCGAUUAUGAUGUGAGCCAGUGAAGGUGGAAUCCUCGAGCAGCGCGAGGUCCUCGCAAUGGAGGCGGGACCGAAGCAGCAACAGCAGCAACAGCAACAGCAGCAGCAGCAACAACAACAACAACAACAACAACAACAACAACAACAACAGCAGCAGCAGCAGCAGCAACAAAAUUCGUCGCCUGCUGGUACGGGACAGACACCGAGCCAGGUCGGGAGUCCGCAGGGCGGCCAGACUCAAGGCCAAGCUCAAGGUCAACAGAAUCAAGAUGCGGCUGCAGUCGCGGCUGCAACUGCGGAGGCAGGACCGGUCGAGGAGGGAGUCCUUCUCGCCAGGGUGCACGUCCCGGAGCUUUACGUCAGCAAGUGUCUUCAGUUCCCGAAGGAUCAGCUUGUCUGGGACGUGAAGCAGCAAUGCCUCGCAUCCUUGCCCAAGGUGGCCACUUGGUACAGGGAGCUGAAGGAAAGCUUCAAUUACGGGUUGUUCUGCCCGCCCGUGAAUGGAAAAGCCGGAAAAUUCUUGGACGAGGAACGUCGCCUAGGCGAUUAUCCCUUCAAUGGACCCGUCGGCUACUUGGAGCUCAAGUACAAACGACGGGUCUACAAGAUGCUGCACUUGGACGAGAAACAGCUGAAGGCGAUGCACACGAGAACGAACCUGCGAAGGCUACUGGAGUACGUGGCGAACAGCCAGGUUGAGAAGAUCGCCAAGAUGUGCAGCAAAGGCCUGGAUCCGAACUUUCAUUGCCAGGAAACCGGAGAGACUCCGUUGACGUUGGCCACGACCCUGAAGAAGCCUUCAAAGGUGAUAAUAGCGCUAGUGAACGGCGGCGCCCUGCUGGACUAUCGAACGAAGGAGGGCUUGACGGCGAUGCAUCGCGCCGUCGAGAGGAACAGCUUGGAGGCGGUGAAGACGUUACUGGAGCUCGGUGCCAGCCCUAACUACAAAGACACGAAGGGCCUGACGCCGCUCUACUAUAGCGUCAUCUACAAAACGGACCCGAUGCUCUGCGAAACCCUUCUCCACGAUCACGCGACGAUAGGCGCCCAGGACCUGCAGGGCUGGCAGGAAGUGCAUCAGGCCUGCCGUAACAAUCUGGUCCAACACCUGGAUCACUUGCUGUUCUACGGUGCCGACAUGAACGCGCGUAACGCGUCCGGGAACACGCCGUUGCACGUUUGCGCAGUGAACAACACCGACGCCUCUUGCAUACGACAGUUACUGUUCAGAGGCGCGCAGAAGGACAGCCUAAAUUACGCUAAUCAAACGCCUUACCAAGUCGCGGUGAUCGCUGGGAAUAUGGAGCUGGCCGAGGUCAUCAAGAAUUAUCAGCCCGAGGAAGUUGUACCGUUUAAAGGGCCGCCACGCUACAACCCGAAACGACGCUCGGUGGCGUUCGCCGGCACGUCGACGAUGACCACGAGCUGCUCGGCCAGUAACUUGGGCACCCUGACCAGGAUACCGUCCGCGGAGCAACAGCACGGCUCCACGGGAAUCGGCGCCCCUGGGGGCAGCCUGACCAGAACGAUCUCGGUGGAGCAGUACACGUCGAGCGUCCACGCGGUAACGAGAGUACCGUCCGCCGAGCAAUACGCCAGCCUGACCAGAGUACCGUCCACGGAACACCAACAGUAUCCAUCCAUCGGCACCCUGAACAGAGUACCGUCCGGUGAACAAUACGCCAGCCCAAUCGCGACCGCGACCGGUACGGUUACCAGGGUAUCCACGUCCACAGAGCAAUACACCUCGACGAGUGGUACCCUGACCAGAGUGCCGUCCACCGAGCAAUACCCAACUGGCACGCUCACCAGAGUACCGUCCACCGAGCAGUAUCCGAGCAGGACUCUGUCCGGCGAGCAGUACGCCGGCACGACCGGUAUCGCGAGGACGGAGUCCCAUCACGCCAGCCUAGGCAGAGUACCGUCCAUCGAACCGACCAGAAACGACCUACAGAGAAUACCGUCCGAGCACCACGUACCCAGACCCGAGCAGAACGGUCAUCGGAUCACGACGGACUACCAGAGCCCCAAUUCGCUGAGGGAUCCUAACGCGAGAUUACCAGCCAACGCGGAGAACUAUCAGAACUUAAGAAUGGAGGGUCUGACGAGGCUGCAAGAACACCGGCUCGAGCUUCAGCAGCGUCUCGACAUGCACAGAACGAUGGAGAUGCCCCCGUCGCCGUCGCCGAGCAGCAGAAGUCUAGCUCCUUUCAGCUCGGCUAGCUCGAGCCUCUCCGAAGGCAGCAAUCAACCGUCCGGCGAAGAUUCCGCCAGCAUCGUCACAGACAAGAGUCUCGGCGACACGGCCUCGGACGUAAUCAGCGACAGCUCGGGGGUUGGUACCUCGCAGUCGGACACCACCAAUUCCCUGUCGAUCCCUGGAACCACCGUCGUCUGCGUCGAGAGCUACAACAGCGGUAUCUUGGGCCAUCUGAGCAUCAAUCAAGGAGAUAUCCUAGAAGUCACCGGAGCUACCGACUGUGGCCUCCUCGAGGGAGUCCUUCGAGGACAGGGCACGGGGCUCUUCCCCGCGCACUGCGUCCAGGAGGUCAGACUUCGUCAUACCAAUAUCCCAUUGGGACCCCAGCCUGCCAGGGACGGACGGAACAGAGUCUUGGGCCGCAGGGAAUCGCAACACAAGUAUUUCGCCACGGCGCCCAGAUUGAAGAAACCAGUUACGUCGGAGCCACGCACCGUGGUAUUGCACCGCUCGAGAAAAGGUUUCGGUUUCGUGCUACGAGGUGCCAAGGCGACUUCACCCUUGAUGGAACUGACGCCGUCGGCCAGGUACCCCGCCUUGCAGUACCUGGAUGACGUCGAUCAAGGGGGAGUGGCCGACCUGGCCGGUCUUCGCAAAGGGGACUUCCUCAUUCAAAUCAACGGCGAGGACGUGACAACGGCGUCGCACGAACACGUAGUAGACCUGAUCCGAAAGUCUGGUGAGCUGGUCCGAAUGACCGUGGUCUCGCCGAUGAUCAGCCUUCCGAACUCGCAAUCGGCAGCCAUUCUGCCAACUAGUCAACCUAUACAGAGACAGUACGCAACCCUGCCGCGCAAAGGUAACAACAACGUGGUGAUCGGCGGCACGCUUGGCAGAUCACCAGCUCCCAUGCCACCGAGACGGGACCCGAAGACGACACUGAGCGUUGGUAGGGCGCGAGCCAGAUCUAUGGUCGCGGGAUUGGAGGGCGGCGGUGAAAGGGACGAUCGCGACGAGAUCACCUCGACGGGGGCCAAAUCGAGUAGCGCGGAGUCGAUACAUCUUCCUCAACAACCAUCCACCGGGUCCAACACGGGCCAGAACACCCCGGUGCAGCCGAGGACGGCCAGUAUCCGAUCGAGACCAACCUCCAGCAGGAUCACUGCCGCGGAACUGGAGGAACUAUUUCAGCGGCAGCAAGGUAGCACCAGUGGUCAGUACAGCUCGUCCAUGAUGAGCUCUCACUUUCAGACUGGUCAAGCUACCAAGUCGCAUCCUUCCUCGCCCGCAAAGACCGGCAGGGUAUACGCGAGCGUAGCGGAAAUGAAACGCAAAGGCAAAUCGAGCUCGAGAGUGCGCUUCUUUGGGGGAUUGGGGGGCGGUUCCGAUCUUCACCGAGACUUUCACAGUACCCCAGACUUGAACAUGCAAGCUCAGUCGUCCGUGUUGGCACCGAAAGGGCACAGAAGCCAGGAAGACGUGAACGCGUUGAAUGGCAGAAAUGGAUUGCCACCGCCUAAUCAUCCGCCGCCACCUCCACCGGUUGGACAGGUCGUCAAGGUCAACGUGGGGGCCAAUGUCCCAGAUGUGGUCACCCCUGCUUCUGUAUACGAUAACAUGGCGCAUAUACAGCAAGUUAAAGAAUUGGCGGCCGCAACAACCGACGGAGGUUACGGCGUGAUGUCCAGCUUUCGACCCUCGAACAGCGCGAAGCUUUACGCUUCUCCAGAGGACACGAAGACGGUAGGCUAUCGUUCCCGCAGCCUUCCAGCGCACACGACCCGCUGCCACGUGAGGAAGUCCCACAGCCUGCGCACCCCCAACAACACCACGUUCAAGCCUGUGAGCAAUCAGCAAAAUUCGAGCAACACAGCGAGCAACAACAACCAGGUGGGUAACAAUCAGUACGCGCAGCCCCUGAAGACGAACAGAAGCCACAGCACGGCGGGCAUCAGGGAACGAAAGAAGAAGGUCAUCGCCACCAGCUCCUCCGUCACGAAUCUCAGCUCCAUCUCCAACACCAACGCAGGGCCAACUGUCCCCAGCUCGGCUGCGCCACCUAUUCCAGAGCCCGAUUACAGCCUUUCCGAGUCCGAGAACGACGAGGGCGAAGAGGAGACGGACGACGACGUGGAGUCUGAGAUUGCGAAGGAACUCGAGAAGGCAGCUGCAAGGGAGAAGCUAGAGUCCACCAGAGAGACCUCGGGGAAUUCGAACACCUCUGGCUCGAGUUCCUCUGGCAGCAGUUCGUUGCCGCAUUCGUUCAGCGUGGAGGAAAUCCAAAAGGUGAGGACCCAGCUGAAGUCGUCCAAGAGUCAUCCCAACGACUUCCUGCUGCAGCAGACGCAGCAGUCCCUGGUAGAAGACGGGGAUAACAGUUCAAGCGGAGUCAGUUCUGAUCAAGAUGUGCCAGUGGGUCCUCCGACGGGUUUCGACGACACGGCUGCGAGGAAUCUAGCCAACGAUGCUAGCCAGCACUCGACGACGGUGCUGACGGUGUCGAGCAACGAGAAGGAGGGGAAUCCUAAAAGGACCAGCUACGGUGGCAGCGGUUUGCUCACCAGACACGCGGUGAGUCUGGCCCAAUUGCCACCCCCGAUCGAAGCAGACGCCGAAGAGCAGAGCAACGACCUGUUCGUGCCACCGCCGCCCGAAUUUAACGCUGGACCCUCCGCUGGGAAUACGGACGAGAUGGUCUUCGCACCGCCUCCUCAGUUCUGCGACAACAAGCAACAGCAGCAGAACCGCGUAAAGAUCAUCGGCGCGAUACCGAAAGUUACCAACAAUCAGGUGAAGGCUUCCGGUGGACGGUUGCACAAUCAGUGAACGAACGAUCGUCGCGAACCGUCGCCAAUACACGGUUCGAAUCGCGCAUGAUCGAUGAUCACGAUCGCCCAGAGUCAAUUUAAUCUCUCCGUAUUUAACCUUCCUCUCCAGUCAGAGAUUGGCGCUGUCCGGGCACGAUCCGUGUUUCCGCGACGAGAAUUGAUACCGCCACUUCGAGAUCGUUGGUACACACGUACACACACGCAUACACACGUAAAGACACAUACAAACAUAUACAGACACAUGCAGCGGGCGCUCAGCUACUCAAGACCACUGGGUUCUAUGCAGCUAGUUUGAAUGCAGGACAUCUUUAGGACUUUUUUUUAGAAUGGUAUAACGUGCCAAUGGAAAUGAAUUUUAUUUCUGCGUAUAGAAGGAAUAGUAUGGUUGUAGGAAAUAUUUUUUACGUUUGCUUUAGACGCGGAAAAAUGGCGUUGCUUUGGCUCGUAAUGUGCGUCGGUGUUUCGGAGUCUAGGUCCAUCGGUGCUUGAAGAUGAAAGGUUGAGCAAUGUUGUUUUCUUCAAGGUAUUUUCCAUCGUAUGACGCAUAAAACUUUUAAAAUUUUAAGGAUUUUAGAAAUGAUGGCGCUUGGAAGAGAGCUGUAUUCAGCAGCAACGGUUUUAUUGUAAUGCGGAUAGUAAUAGGUAGAAGACACUGUACGUCAUGCGAUGGUGAAUAUGGUCGAGAAUAUUAGUGCCAAAUUUUAUAGAAAUCGGAUCAACUGUCCAAGUCGCUGAAACAGAACACGUGGUGUCGAGGCAUACGUGUUUAAAGCUCUGCGUCAGGUAUUUUUGUCGAUAUGUUUAUCAUUUUGAGUUCAAACUAUCUCUUUACAUGAAAAAAGAAUUUUAAUUUUGUUCGCCAGAAGGAAUCCCUUGAGAAUCAAGCAUGACUCGCGUGUUAGUCUGAUUUUCCACAGGUUAUCUCGUAAGGUACUUUGAGGAUUGUGUGCGGUGAAUAACAUAACUUUAUUUUAUUCUUAACCCUUUCUUAAGUCUUAUCAUCGUAGCAUUGAACAGCCACUUACUUCAAACCAAAUCAAAUUGAUAUUAUUCUUAGUGAUUGAGUUGGUAAAGCGAGUCACCCAAAUUUGAGCCAGAUAAAUUGGUGAAUAGACUUUGACUUUCUUAUUAAAAUACCUUCUUAUAAUUUCAAAUCUUCAAAACAUUCAAAGUACUCGCAAUCUAUAAAUUGGAAAUAAAGCUCCAUCAGUAUCGAGUCACGCAAUUUUCAACGCAUAUUCCUCGUGAUUUUAAGUUAUACAAAAUUGAGUUAGCACGACGUUUAUUUCCUUUGUUUCGUUAAGUGAGGGGGCGGUCUCGAGUAGCUCGCCACUGUAGAUACAUAAGGUUAUUGCAAUAAAUUUUUCACACGAAUACAAGACGCGUUCUCGCGCCCUUAAGGGUUUCUUUUUGUAAGGAGCGAAUGCGCUUCGAUCGAGAGAGUUCGCGUGUCGCUCGAUCGCGCGUCCCCGCGAUGGUAGUCCGAGCGAAAAAUAUUUCAGCGAGUUUUUACCGUAAAACCUAGAUGAGCGCGUGUCGAAGUACGAGCCGCAAAAUAGUCAAAAUCCCGUGUAGCCGUCUCGCGGAAUGGCCUAAAGGGGUCGAUCCUGAACAAGAUCCACGAACCGUAGCUCGUAAUUAGAGAGAAAGAGUGAGAGAGCAAUUCUGUGCGUGUGGAAACGUAGCGAACGAAUGUGUAGCGUAUAAUCGGGGUUUGUUUUUCAUGUUUCUAUCGAGAUAUACGACGCGUGUUUAAUACUUUUACAUUUAACGACCUUUUAACAGACCCCUCCCUUGAUCCUUCCCCGCUGUCCUUAAGAACGCCAUCAAUUUCUCUCUGCCCGAAACACAUAGCGAAGAGCAUUCUCGACGGACGAUUAGGGUAUCUGGUUAAUUGAAUCGAUGCUUGUUAAGGCAUCUUCUCACUUCGGGUGUUUGACAAGUGUAUUUUUUAGUGUUAAAGAGUUACUAGUUGCUCCUUUGCUGGGGGAUCGAUUCAAUUUUGCUUCAGUGUAAUAGAAUUUAUUUGUUUCACUGUUGAGUAACUGUAUUGUAAUAUUAUUUGUAAAUAAUUUUUCUGUAAUAUUCCAACUCUUGAUGUACCUUGUGAGUUGUACAAAUUUUAUCGAGAUCGUUUAGCCCCUCUAUGCUUUUUGAAGUGGGAAGAUCCUUUAAUAGAGAUUCAAAGACAACAACGAUGGGUACAAUUCUUCUCUAGAUAAUGACAUCGAGUAAGGAAUAUAAAAGAGUGGGAACCUCCAAUCUAUUACUCGUUGAAUAAAAAUUCAGAUUCUAGUGUGAAGUAUAUUCGCAGCAAACAAACAAAAAUUGCAACCGUCAAACGAUUAUUAAUCUUGAAUUAAUAAUCACAUCAAGUUGAUGCGUCGUUCGAGUAGAAUUCUUCCCAUUCGUAUUCAGGAUGCUUCGUACCGAUGGGUUGGUUAGCUAAAUAGUAAACAAUGAAAAAAAAAAGAAAAAGAAAAACGAAGAAUAAAAAACGCGCGCGAUUGAGUUCGAUUCCGUUUCUCUCUCUCUCGUGUCUAGACACUGCUCAAGAGCCUAAUUACAAAUGUUCUACUCGCAAAAAGUCAUUAGAGAUUGUUUCUAGUUUGUAAUAACGUUUAAAUAGCGCAAC